Caenorhabditis remanei is the source of this 636-nucleotide messenger RNA. RefSeq lists its product as uncharacterized. The transcript is spliced from 3 exons. Bases 1 to 636 code for a protein of 211 amino acids. The record is from RefSeq and is a predicted model, not a curated record. NCBI's taxonomy places the organism in Eukaryota, Metazoa, Nematoda, Chromadorea, Rhabditida, Rhabditidae.
AUGACUAUAACUAAAUCAGUGACAGAUCCGAAAAAAUUCAUUUUCUCACCAAUCUCCGCGGUCUGGUUUCUGACGGCUUUUGGAUUUUUCGCGGUUUUCAAAUUGUUUUUAUACCAUGUGGAUAAUUAUUUGAAAACAGAUAAAUUGACAAAGUGUCGAAGGGAUUUAUCGAUUGGUUACGGUGCAAUUGUGGUGUAUGGCGUUGCUGGAUAUAUUAUGAUGAACGUUUAUAAUGGGAACGACCCCUCCAACCUUCUGCUCCCUUUUCUCUGCCCAAUAUUCAUUAUUCCCCUCUUCAUCCUUCCCCAUUUCCUCCACUACCGAGCUGGUCGAUCCAAACUACAUGGAUUUAUAAUUCAAUCGAUCAUUAUCCUUCUCCAUACCGUAUACCUGAUAUUCGUUAUCAGAGAAUCUCAAAAAUUCGAAAAAUCUGAUAGAAGACGUCAAUUCCUACCAUUCACGGUUAUAUAUAUUUUGUUGAAUUUGGCCACUAAUAUAGAAUUUUUCGUGGUGGCAAUUAGUGGAGUACGGUUGGUGGAAAAACCAAAAAUAGAAAAUGUGAAGGAAAUUGAAGGAGGUGCGGAGCAAGUGGAGCCAUUCUUGGAAGCUCCCACCACCCAACAGGAUCUACAGUAA